AUGGAGCACCAGCUUCAAUUUCCUCUUCAAGAUGGUAUUCUUGUUCGUCUGGUGCGCAGUCGGGACAGCCAUCAUGAGUAUUUUCCUCUCUCCAAUACUGCAACGGGGUCCCGAUAACAUGAAGUUAAUACGCAAGUUUGUUCGACCCCUCAAACAUCUCUACGGUGUCAAGAUUGCAGUGGAAGGCUCUGAGAACUUGAAUAUGACAGGGCCUUAUGUGAUCGUUUGCAACCAUCAGACCUACCUUGACCUCUUUGGGAUGAUGGAGAUACUCCCGGAUCGUUGCGUGCCAGUUGCCAAAAAAGAGCUGAGGCAGAUGGGCCCGGUGGGCUAUGCCUGCUGGCUAAGCGGCAUGAUUUUCAUCGAUCGCAGGAAGAAGGAGGAGGCCAGAGAGACCUUAAGGCAGGCUGCUCAGACCAUGUUGCAGGAGAAUAUGAGGAUCUGGGUUUACCCAGAAGGUACCAGGAACAAGGGAAAAACCCUGCUGCCCUUCAAACGGGGGGCAUUUCAUGUUGCUGUGCAGGCCCAGGUCCCCAUCAUUCCCGUUGUGAUCUCUUCAUAUCAGGACUUCUACAGCUCCAAGAAGAAGAUGUUCACUGCAGGGAAACUUAAAAUCCGGAUUUUGCCCAAGGUAGAAACAGAAGACCUCGGUCCAGAGGACAUUCCGGCACUUAUUGACAAUAUUCGUGAAAGAAUGCAGGAGACUUAUAAUGAAAUCUGUGAGGAAAUGAGAGGAGGAAAAGAAGCUGGAAAGUGAGUGUCCCCUCCUAUCCCAAUCCAGAGAUGAAGCCUGGUAAAGACAUUGGACAAGGACUUUGGGAAGACUGGGCAGGUCUGUUUUGGCCAAGACAAUUGGGUCCAUCUGGACUUCCGUUCUUCACGAGAUCACCAAUCCAUGGUCUACUCCAUCAUGUUUCUACAAUCCAAGCUUUUUGCUACCACAUAUUUUAUUUAUGCCUCAGAUCCACAAAAGGAAUGAAGACAAAAUGUCUUUGAAUUCUGGAGCAAAGCAAGCUUCAAAUCUGUGUUAAGUGUCCAACCCACUAAAAAUGGCUGUGUAAUCCUAAACAGUAUGAGACCAAGAAAAGAUCUAGUUAGUACUGUAAGGUAGGUUAAUCUAAGAAUGGAUGUGGGAACUUCAUGGUCACACAAGAGUUUGAAAUGUUACCUUUUCUCUAUGUUAGAGGACUGUUGAUGUGUAUGUGGAGUCCCACAGCCCUCUGCUCUGCUGUGGAAAAUCUCUGUGCAAUCCUAAAACUUGCAAGUAAUUAUAUACCAGAUAGAUACAGAUAAUCUUUAAUGGCAUAGUACAAAUAUUUAAAAUAAAAGACAAAAAUUAAAAGACAAAGUACAAAGCAAAAUUAAGAUCGUUUAUGACCGUGAAUA
Messenger RNA from Sphaerodactylus townsendi, 1386 nucleotides. RefSeq names its product 1-acyl-sn-glycerol-3-phosphate acyltransferase alpha-like. The transcript has 6 exons. Gene Ontology annotation, molecular function: 1-acylglycerol-3-phosphate O-acyltransferase activity. The record is from RefSeq and is a predicted model, not a curated record. Lineage: Eukaryota; Metazoa; Chordata; Lepidosauria; Squamata; Sphaerodactylidae. Gene Ontology annotation, cellular component: endoplasmic reticulum; membrane. Gene Ontology annotation, biological process: phosphatidic acid biosynthetic process. Bases 32 to 757 code for a protein of 241 amino acids.